Messenger RNA from Plasmopara halstedii, 840 nucleotides. RefSeq lists its product as uncharacterized. The transcript has a single exon. The record is from RefSeq and is a predicted model, not a curated record. Lineage: Eukaryota; Oomycota; Peronosporomycetes; Peronosporales; Peronosporaceae. Bases 1 to 840 code for a protein of 279 amino acids.
AUGAUGGCCGCACCAUCCAGUCCGAUAUUUUGCGGUAAAAGCAGCUCGAUGACCUCCAACAACAUUAACGCAACACUUCGCCGCAACUCGCUCGUGAGUGACCACGAAGACAUGAUCUUGCUACGCGAGAAGCUCACCCGCAUCGCUGUAGGGCGUCUCCACGUCGUGGAUGGAAGAGGCGUGCAAAAAGAUAGCGAAGGGAAAUGUGGUGGGCGCUCCAGCGGGACUCUUAAGGAGCACUUUAAAGUGUUUCCGCUACUACCUACAGAUCGUCCUAAUACGCCUCCUUCGUCCCCGCAGCCGCGCGACGUCUUACGCAAGCAAUUCAAGCACCAACAGCAUUCAAGACGACAGGGAGAAAGCAGUCGAGAAGAUAUAGAGGAUCGCACUAUCAAUUCAGUUAACGUGGAAGUUACUGCCAUGGAGGACGUUGAAGACAGUCACGCUGUGCAUUCACCGCCUCCUGUACGAGGUCAUCGGAGAAGGGCGCAAGCUCAAUUAUCCAUACCUAGACAUCUACGCAACAUGUCCCCUUUUAGUAUCUUGAACAAGUAUCCUGAGGGUCUUCGGAAACGCAAAACAGAUGGAGAGGAUGAACAAAGAGCGAGUUUGAAGAAAACAUCAAGUCAGAUCAACAUACUGGCUACGACAGCGGGGAAGCUGUCGCGUAGUAGUAGCGCCAGUGGGGAACUUUACCAGAAGUUUGUGGCCAGAAAGAGACUUGAUCAGGACCAAGAGAUGGAGGAUGCACCAGGAUGUACAACCCAGCCCCAGUCGCCCCAGUCGCCCCAGAACGCUUUGUACGCGAAUAAAUAUGGUCAUCUCUCUGCGUGUUCAUGA